Molecule: messenger RNA, 2019 nt
Organism: Puntigrus tetrazona (Sumatra barb)
Lineage: Eukaryota; Metazoa; Chordata; Actinopteri; Cypriniformes; Cyprinidae
Product: choline transporter-like protein 2
Exons: 20
Biological process (GO): transmembrane transport; choline transport
Cellular component (GO): membrane
Molecular function (GO): choline transmembrane transporter activity
Source: RefSeq, a predicted model, not a curated record
AAUGUCUACGCAGGUGAGCCAAGGAAAUUUGACCCCACAUUUAAAGGGCCGAUUUAUAACAGGGGCUGCACAGACAUUCUCUGUUGUAUCCUGUUCAUCUUGGCCUUGCUGGGCUACUUUGCAGUCGGGAUUCUGGCAUGGUCUCAGGGCGACCCCCGGAAAGUGAUUUACCCGACGGACAGUAAGGGUCAGUUUUGCGGACAGGUCGGCUCCCCACUCGAGAAGAAGCCCCUGCUGUUCUACUUCAACAUCAUGAAGUGUGCCAGUCCUCUGGUCCUGCUGGAGUUUCAGUGUCCCACCACUCAGAUCUGCGUGGAGAGAUGUCCCAAUAAAUUCAUGACUUUAGUGAAAGCUUUAAAAAACGAAGAAGACAGGGAAUACUACAAGCAAUUCUGCAAGGAGGGGGUUGACAUGAUCAGGAACGCUCCUGAAAUCCUGAAGGAUGGCUUGUGCCCUUCAAUACUCACACCUAGCAAGAAUUUCACACGGAGAUGCUUGCCCGCUCUGGAGACCUUGAAAGGUGGCGUAGUUGUGGUUGGCAACAAAACCGCGUUCACAGAUGAUAGCGGACAAAAUAUAAAUGCAACAGAUCUCCUUGAAGCCUCAAAGAAGUCCAAUGUUGUGGUCGAGGCCCGGGCAGUAGCCAUGAGGAUCUUUGAGGACUAUACUCAGUCCUGGCACUGGAUACUCCUUUGUUUGGUGAUCGCUGUGGUGCUGAGUCUGAUCUUCAUCGUUCUCCUGCGUUUUCUGGCUGGAGUCAUGGUCUGGGUCAUGAUCCUCAUGGUCAUCAUUGUCGUUGCCUGUGGCAUUGCUUACUGCAGCAUAAAGUACGUUAAUCUGAAGGACACGCCUGGUUCUAACAUCACCCUGCAGCAGCUGGGCUUCCAGCCUGAUUUCUCCGUGUACCUGCACAUCAGACAGACCUGGCUGGCCUUCAAGCCAGUGAGGAACCAUCUCAAAUGCACUAGCGGCACACUAAAAACUACCCUUAGCGACACGCCUGGUUCUAACAUCACCCUGCAGCAGCUGGGCUUCCAGCCUGACUUCUCCGUGUACCUGCACAUCAGACAGACCUGGCUGGCCUUCAUCGUGUUUGUUUUCUUCUCUUUCAGGGCUGUCGGUUAUGUGAUGUCUUCUCUGUUUUACCCUAUUUUUACCUUCUUCCUCCUGACCAUAGUCAUCGCGUACUGGGGCAUCACUGCAGUUUUCCUCUCUACCUCCAGUGAACCUGUUUAUAAGGUUUUCAAUGAAACCGUUUGUUCACAUGCUAGACAAACCUGCAACCCUGAGAACUACACUCUCUCUGCUAUGAAGACAGACUGUCCGCAGUCCGAGUGCCUGUUUGCUUUCUAUGGUGGGGAAACACCAUAUCACAAAUACCUGAUCUUGCUCCAGUUCUACAACGUCUUCCUGUUCUUCUGGUGUGCAAACUUUGUCACUGCUCUGGGUCAGAUGACUCUGGCUGGGGCGUUUGCAUCCUACUACUGGGCUCCUAACAAACCCGGUGACAUGCCUGCAUUCCCGCUGUGUUCCUCUCUGGGCAGAUCCCUCAGAUAUCACACAGGCUCUCUGGCGUUCGGUUCUCUCAUCCUCGCCAUCGUCCAGGUUAUAAGGGUUCUGCUGGAGUAUAUUGACCACAAACUCAAGGGAGCAGAGAAUAAAUUUGCCAAGUUCUUGUUGUGCUGUUUGAAAUGCUGCUUCUGGUGCCUGGAGAAGUGCAUCAAGUUCAUAAACAGGAACGCGUAUAUUAUGGUGGCCAUAUACGGUAAAAACUUCUGCCGGUCAGCACGUGAUGCCUUCUUCCUCCUCAUGAGAAAUGUAAUCAGGGUGGUAGUCCUGGAUAAAGUCACUGAUUUCAUCUUAUUCCUUGGAAAACUCCUUAUCGUGGGGCUUGUGGGGAUCUUCGCUUUCUUUUUCUUCUCAGGACAGACAGAUGCGUUUAAGGGCGCUGCACCCAGUCUCCAUUACUACUGGGUUCCUAUUUUGGUGAGUGACUAUAAAUGAAACCGAAAAAGCAUU